Dendrobium catenatum is the source of this 1098-nucleotide messenger RNA. RefSeq lists its product as uncharacterized. The coding region runs from base 1 to 1098 and encodes 365 amino acids. Lineage: Eukaryota; Viridiplantae; Streptophyta; Magnoliopsida; Asparagales; Orchidaceae. The transcript is spliced from 3 exons. The record is from RefSeq and is a predicted model, not a curated record.
AUGUUCCGCUUCUGUUCUUCUUCUUCUUGGAGCUCAGCCGCUCUUCUCACAUGGUAUCAGAGCUGCUUGAAUAGCCAAGAAAGAUGCAUUCUUGAGAGCGGGGAGAUAAUUUGUUUAAAGUAUAAGGUUGCAAUCAAGGGAAGUAGAGACACCCGAAGGUGCGAAGAUGAGGGUAUGUGGGCAAAGAACCGUGGAGACAUUGUGAAUGGCCAAUCUGCAAUCCAGUCUCUACUCAAGCUCCUCAACUCUCAAUUUGCUCUCAAUCAACUUGGACAAAUCUCUCUAUUCCUCGGAAUUCAAGUUCUUCGAAACACCUCCGGCUACUUCCUUACGCAACAACACUAUGCCAAGAAAAUUCUACACGAUGCCGGCUUCGAUGACUCCAAACCCGCGCCAACACCCGUCACUGCAAAAUCCAAACACAAAUACAACAAUCUUCAGCCAUUUCAAGACCCUACUCUCUACCGUCGCCUUGCGGGAUCCCUCCAAUACCUGUCUAUACUGCGGCCGGACAUUGCCUUUGCCACCAACCUUGUCUUUCAACGUAUGCAUCAUCCCACCGAGCAAGAUUUUCAAGCUUUAAAACAAUUACUACGCUAUGUCAAAGGCAUGUCGUUCUAUGGUCUACCAAUCAUGGUUGGUGACCUGAAUCUCACUACCUACACGAAUGGGGACUGGGCUUCAGACACUAUAGACUGCACAUCUAUAUCUGGGUUUUGCAUAUUUUUGGGCCCCAAUCUCAUCUCCUGGUAUGUCAAGAAGCAGAUAACGGUUGCAAAAUCUUCAACAAAAGUUGAAUACCGAUCCUUGUCUGCAGCCACCUCGGAUGUCAUAUGGCUUCACCGCUUAGUUGCUAAACUUCAUCUUGAACAAAAGUCUCCAACCGUCAUACAUUGUGACAACAUCUCGGCCCUUGCAAUUGCGAAGAAUCCGGUCUUUCAUGCAAGAACUAAACACAUCGAGAUAGACUAUCAGUUCAUCAGACAACACAUUGCCAAUGACGACAUAUCUCUCACAUACAUUCCUUCAAAGGAUCAAAUUGCAGAUAUUCUAACAAAACCAUUUACCACUGCUCGUUUCAACGCGCGACCUUCGUAA